AGCCAGAGAGAGAGAGAGAGAGAGAGAGAGAGAGACAGACAGAUGGAGUCGUACGGGGUUCGUCUUCUUCUUCUUCUCCUCUUGGGGGUGCUCGUUCUUCCUUCAAUGGUGGAGUGCAGAGUUCGGCACUACAAGUUCAAUGUGGUGAUGAAGAACAUGACUAGAUUAUGCUCCACCAAGCCCAUUGUCACUGUCAAUGGGAAGUUCCCAGGACCCACCCUCUACGCCAGGGAAGGCGACACGGUGCUUGUCAAGGUCGCCAACCACGUUAAGUACAACGUUACCAUUCACUGGCAUGGUGUCCGGCAGCUCAGGACCGGCUGGGCCGAUGGGCCGGCUUACAUAACCCAAUGCCCGAUCCCAACGGGCCAAUCCUUCGUCUACAACUUCACGAUCACGGGGCAGAGAGGGACGCUUCUGUGGCACGCACACAUUCAGUGGCUGAGAGCAACCCUGCACGGAGCCAUCGUCAUCUUGCCGAAGCGCGGCAUCCCCUAUCCCUUCCCCAAACCCAACAAGGAAUUCGUUGUCGUCUUGGCUGAAUGGUGGAAAUCGGACACCGAAGCCGUGAUCAACCAAGCUAUGAGUUCGGGAUCGGCGCCGAAUGUUUCGGAUGCUCACACCAUUAACGGACAUCCUGGGGCCGUUUCGGCUUGCCCUUCGGAAGGUACCUAUACGUUGCCGGUGGAAAGCGGCAAGACCUAUCUGUUGCGGAUAGUCAAUGCUGCACUCAAUGAAGAGCUCUUCUUCAGGAUCGCGCAGCACAACCUGACCGUGGUGGAAGUCGACGCCACUUACGUGAAGCCGUUCCAAACAGACACCAUCCUGGUUGCUCCGGGUCAGACCACUAACGUCCUCCUCACCACGGACCAAAACUCGGGCAAAUACUUGAUAACCGCCUCCACGUACAUGGAUACGCCCAUCGUGGCCAUCGACAACGUGACCGCCACUGCGGCCAUGCACUACUCCGGUACCCUUGCCAGUACCCCCACCGUGCUCACCAAACCGCCUCCUCAAAAUGCCACCGCGGUGGCCAACAAAUUCAUCAACGCCCUCCGGAGCCUCAACUCGAGGAAGUACCCGGCCCUGGUCCCGAAGACCAUCGAUCACCACCUCUUCUUCACCAUCGGCUUAGGGGUCAACCCCUGCCCCACUUGCACGGCCGCGAAUGGGAGCAGGGCCGUGGGGGUCGUGAACAACAUCACGUUCGUGAUGCCGACUAUCGCCCUCCUGCAAGCUCAUUUCUUCAACAUCAGCGGAGUCUUCACGACCGACUUUCCUGGCAACCCUCCGAUGCGGUUCAACUACACUGGGGCGGGGCCUGCGAACAUGCAGACCACAAACGGCACUAAGGUCUACCGGUUGCUGUAUAACGCCACGGUCCAGCUCGUUUUACAGGACACCGGGAUAAUCGCGCCGGAGACCCAUCCCGUCCAUUUGCAUGGAUUCAACUUCUUCGCCGUGGGCAGAGGAGUGGGGAACUAUAACUCAAAGGAGGAUCCCAAGAAAUUCAAUCUGGUCGACCCGGUGGAGAGGAACACCAUUGGAGUCCCAUCUGGUGGAUGGGUAGCCAUCAGAUUCAGAGCAGAUAACCCAGGAGUCUGGUUCAUGCACUGCCAUCUGGAAGUACACACAUCUUGGGGGCUGAAAAUGGCAUUCUUGGUGAACGAUGGGAAGGGCCCUAAUGAGACUCUCCUUCCACCUCCAAGCGAUCUUCCGAAAUGCUGACUGCCUGAUCACGAGGAGGAAAAGCGAGUGCUGAUCGUGCCAAGGUAGCGGAAUCUCCUCAUCGGAGAAGAAGAUGGGGAGAGAAAAGGCCAAGUCACAGAGGGAUUUGAACUAGAAGAGUGAGAUGAAUAAGCUAAAGAGACCCUUGAUAUCAUAACAUGCAGAAGGAUUGCUUCUUGAGUAAAACAGAAGGAUUUGCUCGACCCUGCUGCAAUAAAUUAAGCAAGAAAAGGAAUUUGCUUUUUU
This is a messenger RNA of Rhodamnia argentea, 1974 nucleotides long. Its product is annotated as laccase-4-like. The record is from RefSeq and is a predicted model, not a curated record. Gene Ontology annotation, molecular function: copper ion binding; hydroquinone:oxygen oxidoreductase activity. Lineage: Eukaryota; Viridiplantae; Streptophyta; Magnoliopsida; Myrtales; Myrtaceae. Gene Ontology annotation, biological process: lignin catabolic process. Bases 43 to 1728 code for a protein of 561 amino acids. Gene Ontology annotation, cellular component: apoplast. The transcript has 7 exons.